UCACUGCAGCUGAGAUGAGGAAAUUAGUCAUAUCCCUAGCUGUGCUGGAACUGAUAGUCCUGUCCUUGGGUCAUAAUAGUCCCUGGGAGCAGCAGCCCACUCCGAUCAAGAAGGUGCCAGUGCCAGUGCCUGUUCCUGUGCCAGUUCCUGUUUAUACCAAAGAAGGCGGCGGUGGAGGAGGAGGAGGAGGAGGAGUAGGUGGCGGCGGCGGUGGCGGCGGCGGAGGAAGCGGAAGUGGGGGUGGCGGCGGCGGUGGAGAAAUCGGCGGCACUUGCCCGCGUCCUUCUCCCGAAGCUUUACGGUGCCUUCGGGAAUGGGCCUGUCAGUACGUCAUCCGGCUGGAUCUGCGCUGCCUGCUCACUUUAAAUGGCAACCCAUUGCUGGGCAAUCUCAUUUCCAUACCCGGCAUCACCGGAGGCGGCAGCAGCGGCGGCGGCGGUGGCAUCUUGGGUGGCAUCCUGGGUGGCAAAUAGGACCACUCGCUGGCGAAAAUGUGCUCACAUUAAACCCAAUAAAGUUGCUCCCGCACUGGCAAAAAUACUGGCUUAGUAUAAAAUCAAGUUUAAUUUGAAAAUGCUUUCCAUUCACAAAAUUUGAUGGCUACUAGGCUGCAUAAGAUAUAUCAUAAAAACAAAAAAUGCAAAUUAA
Drosophila erecta is the source of this 648-nucleotide messenger RNA. RefSeq names its product glycine-rich protein 23. NCBI's taxonomy places the organism in Eukaryota, Metazoa, Arthropoda, Insecta, Diptera, Drosophilidae. Bases 15 to 473 code for a protein of 152 amino acids. The record is from RefSeq and is a predicted model, not a curated record. The transcript has 5 exons.